Adineta steineri is the source of this 347-nucleotide messenger RNA. Lineage: Eukaryota; Metazoa; Rotifera; Eurotatoria; Adinetida; Adinetidae. The record is from the annotation of a GenBank genome assembly.
GUCCACAAGAUGGAACAACAGAUGCAUUUAAUAAUUUUUUACAAAAACGUGCAUCAGCUGUACCUGAUCAAGCAGUAUCUACUCAGCAAGUUUAUCCUAAUUUCCAACCAAUAAAUAAUCAAAAAAAUAAUACUUAUCUAACAUCAUUAAAUAAACCAAGUAAAUCUUCAAAAUGUUGGCCGAAUCUACUCAUUUUUUUCGAACCAACAAAAGAUUUACAAAAAGAAUUAAUACAAAAACAGAGUGCAAGUACUCGUUAUAUACAUAAGAAUCCUUGGAUUCAUUUGAUGCUAUCCAAACGAAUUGAUACAGCUAUUGAUGAAGCAAGUUCUAUUUUCCAUAAUUAA